CAUCUUCUAGCGAAAUUCAGACAUAGCUGAACAGCUCACAAACGCUACAAGGCUACUGUUCUUAUAUGUUGAACGGAGUCGCAAGCACUCAGAUGUUCAAUAUAUAAGUGCAUAGAUUUGCUAGCGAAGUCGAAUGUGUUGAUGGCUGUUCGCUGGAAUAUGCAUACUUUGACCCUUGCUCUUACAAUAAGCCUCAUUCUGAUGAUUAACGGCACUAGUAUUGAAGACCUGAAAGAGUUUCUUCUAGGAAAAAAGAUUUGGGUCAAAUACCGAACUUACCCCAGACCACUGUACAUUGGUCGCACAUGCACAUCUUACGAACCGACAAAAGUUGUAACUGGUCAAUAUCACAUAAUCAGACGCUACAAAUCCUUUGACACUUGGUCAAAGGAAACGUUAAAAGGAUAUUUGAAUCAACGAAAGGGGAAAGGUAGUUCACCACCUAUACUGGAACUGUGGUCCAAUUAUGGAGAAGACGAUGUCUACAAGAUGAUUUAUUGGAAUCACGGAGACCGCUGUGCAGUAAUGAAACGGGGAAAGGAUCAAUGCGAAGUGUUUCAGUGGGGCAAGUACAUUGACACAUCACGUACCUUUUGUGACUUGGAAUGCGAGAAGCGCUGCGGGUAUUAUAAAGACGAAAUUUAUUCGGAAUCCUGUCAAGGGGCUUCCAAAAGGAAGGAGCCAUGGGAGUUGUGGUGAACGUCAGAUGAAGAAUAACAAAGCAGGAAACAAGCUUUAUUUUUCUUCAGUGCAAAAUAAGCAAUAAAAUUUGCCUUGGUUUUCA
Dermacentor andersoni is the source of this 784-nucleotide messenger RNA. RefSeq lists its product as uncharacterized. The record is from RefSeq and is a predicted model, not a curated record. NCBI's taxonomy places the organism in Eukaryota, Metazoa, Arthropoda, Arachnida, Ixodida, Ixodidae.